Molecule: messenger RNA, 1924 nt
Organism: Sinocyclocheilus rhinocerous
Lineage: Eukaryota; Metazoa; Chordata; Actinopteri; Cypriniformes; Cyprinidae
Gene: erlin1
Product: ER lipid raft associated 1
Exons: 12
Coding region: 258-1307 (349 amino acids)
Biological process (GO): SREBP signaling pathway
Cellular component (GO): endoplasmic reticulum membrane; endoplasmic reticulum
Molecular function (GO): cholesterol binding; ubiquitin protein ligase binding
Source: RefSeq, a predicted model, not a curated record
AAAGUGUGUUUGAGGUGGAUUUUGAAAGGGAAAUCAGUAUCGGAUUCACAAAGCGCUUCAGUGGGAACCUUUCAAAUCUACAAUGUUGGGCACGGCGUCGUGAGUAAUCAAGUAAUGUCCUGCAAAAGCGAAAGGACAGCAUUGUCCAUUAACUAAGUGAAUGAUCGGUAAAUGCCUCCUGCGGCUACAAUUAGCCCCUCGUAUAUGUCGUUUAACUUGACAGAAGGUCGUUUUGCCACAAGGUGAGUGCAGGCUAAAUGAUAAUGGCACAUGUUGGGGCAGUAGUCGCAGCAAUGGCUGGUGUGAUGGCCAUUCUGCUUCAUUCUUCCAUACACAAGAUCGAGGAAGGACAUUUAGCUGUGUAUUACAGAGGAGGAGCUUUGUUGACAACUCCUAAUGGGCCGGGUUACCAUAUAAUGCUGCCUUUCAUCACUUCAUAUAGAUCAGUGCAGACAACCCUGCAAACAGAUGAAAUAAAAAAUGUGCCUUGUGGAACCAGUGGGGGUGUCAUGAUCUAUUUUGACAGAAUUGAGGUGGUCAACAUGCUGGUUCCAUUAGCAGUGGUGGACAUAGUGAAGAACUACACUGCAGAUUAUGACAAGACACUAAUCUUCAACAAAAUUCACCAUGAGUUAAACCAGUUCUGCAGUGUGCACACACUACAGGAAGUCUACAUAGAACUGUUCGACAUAAUUGAUGAGAACUUAAAGACUGCACUGCAGAAGGACUUGAAUGCUAUGGCUCCUGGCCUCACAAUUCAGGCUGUGCGAGUCACCAAACCUAAAAUUCCUGAGGCAAUCAGAAGAAACUAUGAGCUAAUGGAAGCGGAGAAGACCAGGCUGCUCAUCACUGCUCAGACACAGAAAGUGGUGGAGAAGGAGGCGGAAACUGAGAGAAAGAAGGCCAUCAUAGAGGCUCAGAAAAUGGCUCAGGUGGCGGAGAUUCACUUCCAACAAAAAGUAAUGGAGAAGGAAACAGAGAAAAAGAUCUCCGAAAUUGAAGAUUCUGCUUUCCUGGCAAGAGAGAAGGCAAGAGCAGAUGCAGAAUAUUACACUGCUGCAAAAUUUGCAGAAGCCAACAGGCUGAAGCUCACACCGGAGUAUCUGGAACUGAUGAAAUAUCAGGCCAUAGCCGCGAACAGCAAGAUCUACUUCGGUCAAGACAUCCCAAACAUGUUUGUAGACAACAGUGCCUCCCAUCCGACCGCGGGCCAGGGUGCGGCAGACUCGGCAGAGCAGCUGGAGGCCUUGAGUAUGAAAGAGAGUCUUAAGAAAGCGUCCAAGCCCAAAGCCACAGAAGGCCACUGAGGGGCCUGAGAGCUGUCCACCCCUCUCUUUCUCUGUUUUCUCUUUCUCUCUCUUUCUCUAGGUGCUUGUGAGGCAUGCUGACAUGAAUACUUUUCACUCUUCUUCUGUAGUGGGGUUGGGUGCUUGGCUAACUGUGCUGCGAGACUGACACACAGAGCCUGUGGUUUUCCAGCAGUCACUUGUGGACUAAAAAGGAAUGUCCAGGAACUGUGCUACUGAAUAUUGCCAGGUCGAAUUGAUGCGAUCCAAAUCCCCUCCCUGACUCACAUCAGCGUGCUUUUUCCCCUUUUUUUGCUCUCAACUUUUGCUUAUGUUUCACAAAUCCAUGCAAAUUAUUUGUCAGAUUGCUGAUGCAUCUAUGUGAAGUAUGUGAACAUUUCAAGGUUUACCUUUAUGUGUUGUCUUUUACAUAACUGGAAUUAUAAGGCAUCACACUAAUUGAGAUCAAAGGCAAUGGCCGAUACAGCUACAAUCCGAUAAAACUCAUUUUGUAGCCAAAAUUUGUCAUCUACAUUUACUUCAUAUGUUGUUGAAGGGGUACUUCACCCUAAAGUUUCUGUCAUUAUUUAUUCACCCUCAUGUCAUUUCAAACCUCUAUGGCUAUCUUUCUUCUGUGG